Molecule: messenger RNA, 399 nt
Organism: Pollicipes pollicipes
Lineage: Eukaryota; Metazoa; Arthropoda; Thecostraca; Pollicipedomorpha; Pollicipedidae
Product: pre-mRNA-splicing factor 38B-like
Exons: 4
Coding region: 1-399 (132 amino acids)
Source: RefSeq, a predicted model, not a curated record
AUGAUCGACGUCAGGGCUGGAGGCGGCGAGGAGAUGACCGUCGGCGUCAUGGUGCGCAAGAUGCUGGUCAAGCUGGACUGGUACGGCACGCUGUUCCCCCGCAUCCCCGUGCCGAUCCAGAUGAAGGUCCAGAAGCUGCUGAAGGAGCGUUUCCCGGCGAUCGGGGGACCGCAGGCAGGCGAGACGCCGGUGGCGCGGCCGGUGACCCCUGCCGAACGGCCCUCGCCGCGCGAGCGCAGCCCCGGCCGGGACCAGAACAGGGCGCCACAGGCACGCGACAUCGCCGAGGAGAUUGCCAUGGAGAAGGAGCGCAUCCGACGCGAACGCGACCCGGACAUGGGUGCGUUCCAGUGCUGGGUGAGGAUUCGCCAUCCGAAUGUACGCGAAGAUGUGGAUUGA